AUGGCUGUAGGGACAAUUUUGUUUGUUUUGCUGCUUGCUCUGCUGAUUCUCUUCUUCCUGAGACAACUUUGGACCCGAAGACAUUUGCCUCCUGGUCCUUUGGCUCUACCUCUCAUUGGGUCCUUGUGGGCUUCUGGGAUUCGGCUUCAUGAAGAUUAUUUUCAUGAGCCUGCAAAACGAUAUGGAAAUAUAUACUCCAUGUGGCUUGGACCUAAACAUUUUGUAGUGCUGUCUGGAUUCCAAGCUGUGAAAGAAGGAAUGACCAGCUUCCCAGAAGAAUUCUCUAAUCGGUUACAGGAUGUUUUCUUGACCACUUUGGGGGAAACAAGGGGUAUUUUUUUCUCCAAUGGUGAAAUCUGGAAGCAGCACCGGCACAUUGCCGUCACUUCUCUGCGGAAGCUGGGCCUGGGAAAUAAAAGCGUUGAGCCUCAGAUAGAAGAUACAGUUCAGACACUGGUGGAGAGCUUUAGAGAAACAAAAGGACAGCCUUUUGACCCUUCAUUUCUAGUAAUAAGUGCAAUUUCUAAUGUCAUAUGUGCUUUGAGUUUUGGGUAUCAGUUUGCUCCUGAAGAUGAAAACUUCCAGAAGCUAAUUCAAGCGCUUGAAAUUGUUGCGAAAUUCACUGGUACCUUUUUUCAUAUGCUGUUUAUUGUGUUCUCACAAUUAAUGAAGUAUGUCCCGGGCCCUCACAAGGAUGCCUUGGCUUCUGUAGAGGUGAUCAAUUCCUUUGCAAAGCAGGAAGUAGAGAAACACAAGGAAUCCGGCUCUCUGCACACGCCACAAGAUUUCAUUGAUCACUACUUUCUUCAGAUGGAAAAGAGCAGGAAUGACCCCAAUUCUACCUACAGUGAAGAGAACCUGGUUCAGUGUAUUUGUGAUUUUUUUGUUGCUGGAACAGAGACAAUCUUCUCUACUCUGAUGUGGGCACUGCUACUCUUGACAAAUUAUCCCGACAUUCAAGAGAAAGUCCAGAAGGAGAUUGAAGAUACCUUUAGUUCCUCGGCCUCAAUUUCCUAUCAGGAUCGGAAGAAGCUGCCCUACACCAAUGCCGUGAUUCAUGAAAUGCAGCGUUUUAAAAGUGUCUUAAUUAUUGUGGCUCCCAGGCAAAGUACAAAAGAUGUGAAGAUUAACAAUUACCAUGUCCCAAAGGGGACCAUGAUUGUGCCUGACCUGCGUUCUGUUCUGCUUAACCCUGAACAAUGGGAGACACCUGAAGAGUUCAACCCAAAUCACUUUUUAGAUAAGGAUGGGAAGUUCACUGAACGAGAAGCAUUUCUGCUCUUCGGAAUAGGUAAACGUUCAUGUGUGGGAGAGCAGCUGGCGAGAAUUCAAAUCUUCAUCUUUCUGACCAACCUGUUGAGGGCCUUCAGCUUCCAGUUGCCUGAAGGAAUGAAAGAACUGAAUGAAACUCCUAUUGUAAAACUGACAGUGCAUCCACACCCUUACAAACUGUGUGCUAUUUCCAGAAAGCCUUAA
Messenger RNA from Protobothrops mucrosquamatus (brown spotted pit viper), 1476 nucleotides. RefSeq names its product cytochrome P450 2J5-like. The transcript has 9 exons. NCBI's taxonomy places the organism in Eukaryota, Metazoa, Chordata, Lepidosauria, Squamata, Viperidae. The record is from RefSeq and is a predicted model, not a curated record. Gene Ontology annotation, biological process: arachidonate metabolic process; xenobiotic metabolic process. Bases 1 to 1476 code for a protein of 491 amino acids. Gene Ontology annotation, molecular function: iron ion binding; heme binding; oxidoreductase activity, acting on paired donors, with incorporation or reduction of molecular oxygen, reduced flavin or flavoprotein as one donor, and incorporation of one atom of oxygen. Gene Ontology annotation, cellular component: intracellular membrane-bounded organelle; cytoplasm.